AUGCCAUGGUGUCUUGAGGGACGUGUGGGCGUCGUGACUGGCGCUUCAUCUGCUAUUGGAAGACAAGUAGCUGCGCGAUUGUAUAAUGAACACCAUAUGCGACUGGCCUGCGUUUCCAGAAGGGAUUUAACUGCCCUCGUCCCUCCAGAGUGCACUUGUCUGAAGGCGGAUCUCCUGUCGUCAUCUGACGCUGAAGCCGUGAUGAAGUCUGUUCAGAGAGCACUUGGUCCCGUCUCCCUUCUUGUCAACUGCGCUGGUGUGACUCUGAACAAGAUUCACCUGCGCUGCACGGAUGACGAUUACGACGCAAUAAUGAAUGUUAAUCUUCGUGGUGCACUUAGCAUUACCCGCGCGGCGCUUCGUCACGGUGGAAUGUUAAGGGAGGGAGACGGUUGUGUUCUUCACGUCGGCUCUGUUGUGGGCAGCUUGGGCAACGAGGGCCAGGUGAUUUAUUCAGCAUCAAAGGCCGCCUUGAGUGGUGCUGUGAAGUCAUGGGCGCGGGAAUACGGUUUGAAGAACUUGCGUUUUAACGUGAUCGCCCCUGGUCUGAUUGAUGGCGAGGGGAUGGGAUUGGCGUUGUCUGAAGAGCAGCGCGAGUGGUGGCGCACGCGUUGCCCAAUGGGCCGUUUAGCUACUGUGGAGGAUGUUACUGAUGCCAUCAUUGGCGUUAGCUUGUGUCGUUUCAUCAGCGGCCAGACCAUUCAUGUGGACGGAGGUUUAUGCUGA
This is a messenger RNA of Trypanosoma cruzi, 726 nucleotides long. RefSeq names its product 3-oxoacyl-(acyl-carrier protein) reductase, putative. The transcript has a single exon. Gene Ontology annotation, molecular function: oxidoreductase activity, acting on the CH-OH group of donors, NAD or NADP as acceptor. NCBI's taxonomy places the organism in Eukaryota, Euglenozoa, Kinetoplastea, Trypanosomatida, Trypanosomatidae. The record is from RefSeq and is a predicted model, not a curated record. The coding region runs from base 1 to 726 and encodes 241 amino acids.